Messenger RNA from Salpingoeca rosetta, 1758 nucleotides. RefSeq lists its product as uncharacterized. Gene Ontology annotation, biological process: DNA replication, synthesis of primer. Bases 1 to 1758 code for a protein of 585 amino acids. Gene Ontology annotation, cellular component: alpha DNA polymerase:primase complex. The transcript has 5 exons. NCBI's taxonomy places the organism in Eukaryota, Choanoflagellata, Craspedida, Salpingoecidae. The record is from RefSeq and is a predicted model, not a curated record.
AUGGCGCGGCGAAUGUUGCCUGAUGACAGUGAUGAAGAUGAGGAUGUGGUUGGCAGUGGCGAGGAAGAGGAGGGAGCAAGAGAAGUUGAGGAGGAGGACGAGGAAGGAGAAGGGUGCGAGCACGGGCUGCGCGUGUGUGGGACAGGCGCGGAAACGCGAUUGGAUGAGGUGUUGGCAGUGGAGUGGAGCAUGGAGGAGAUGGAAGCGGCAGUCACGGCGCGGAUAGAGGCCAUCGCAGAUGCACCGGACUCGCCUAUGGCCCUGCCAGAUACAAGCAGGCACCAGGCACCCAUCUUCUACGCUGCAGACCGAUGGACAGCGCGCAUGCGGCAGUUGGACGACAUGUCGCGCACGCUCUUGCUUAUGGCGUGCUUGACAGCACCGCCAGCACCACAGGGCAAAGCCAGCGACAGAGAGCAGCGCGACCGCCAGCACAAGCUGCUGUCUGCGGUGUGCCGACACGAGGCGCGCCUCUUCGUGCACCGCACUGCGCUUGCCAGCCCUGCGCUCGCCCAACGCGCCCUACAACAGCAGCUGGACCUGGCCAGCUUCUCCGUGGUGCCGUCAGCAACAGCGGCAGCGGCAGCGGCAGCAGCGGCGGCGGCGGCUGAGGCUGCGGCAACAGUGCGUCCACUUCCGCGUCGCUCAGGGACAUCGGCAACAACAGCCAAGACGACUGCAUGCAGCGCAGCCGUUGCCGCCGCUCUCAAGCACCGACACUGCAUGUGCACGGCGCCUGCGGUAGCACGAAACCACACGUGCCCGGCACGACUGGGUGUUCCGUUCGAAGUUGCGACCCAUCUUCUUCGCCGCCGCGAUCCGGCCAUCAUGCUCCAUCGGGGGCAGUGCUUUGUCCCAGCAGAGCACGUCGCCUCUGUUGUUCACCGUCUCGCCAGCAGCGCUCUCACCGCCUCCGCUCAGCCUCUCUCAUACCUCGUCAAGACCAUCGAAUACGAUGCACAUGAGCGGGCGCGCAUGCUGCCGCUCCUCCGUCGCGUCGCCGUCGCCAUCGAAGAAAACCUCGUCCCGCGUCCCGCAGAGCCGCUCAAGGACGCACCAGCGUGCAAGCUGAACCGGGUUGAGUUUGAGGCCAAUGUGCACAUGACGCCACCAUGCAUGCACCACCUGCUGACCAAACUUCGAACGACGCACCACCUCAAGCACCAGGACCGCUUACCGCUCAUCCUCUUCCUCAAAGGCGCUGGUCUGGCUGUGAAGGAGACGCAGGCGCUGCUGCUGCGGGAGUUUCGAAAGGCGAUGAGCGCAGAGGUGCUGCGACGCAAGAAGUACGAGUACAGCAUCAGGCACCUGUAUGGGCUGGAGGGAAGCAGGAUCGAUAGGCAGCCCUUCGAGUGCACCAAGAUGAUGCAAGACUACCACUGCCCGUUCAAGCAUCACGAUGCGCGCGCACUGCACCACCUCCUACAGACCAUUGCUCCCGGCCUCCCAUCCCCCGCGUGGUGGGACAUCAAAGCUGCAGCAAAACGCGGCCAGUACCAGGCAGCGUGCGGUCGCUUCUGCCGUGAACACAUGCGCUGUCUUCGCGCAAGACGUGUUGCUGCCACUGAUGCGAAGCGAGCAAAGCGCAGCAUCACAUAUGACGACGAUGGUGGUGACGAUGCUGAUACGGAUGCUCAGGAUGUUGUUGACAACAGCAGCGCGAAUGGAGUUGAAUCCCAGUUGGAUUGCUCACAAGGUGAUGGUCUGAUUGUUAUCCGUUGCCUGGCAGAGGCCAACGCUGCUGGUGACACGUCAUGA